This is a messenger RNA of Aspergillus bombycis, 1638 nucleotides long. Its product is annotated as amidase. The transcript is spliced from 7 exons. The record is from RefSeq and is a predicted model, not a curated record. NCBI's taxonomy places the organism in Eukaryota, Fungi, Ascomycota, Eurotiomycetes, Eurotiales, Aspergillaceae. Bases 1 to 1638 code for a protein of 545 amino acids.
AUGUCAUCUGCAAGUUGGGAAGAUCUUGCCGCGGAUAAGAGGGCACGUCUGGAGAAGUCCAUCCCAGACGAAUGGAAAAUCAAGUCAGUCCCAACGGUAGGCUCGGUCAUUGAUCUACCUGAGAGGUCUGGGAUUCUGUCGCCUUCUGAAAUAAAGAUUACAAACUCGUCAGCCACAGAACUCGUCGCUCAGUUAGCCGACGGCACGCUGAAGUCCGUGGAUGUGACCCUGGCAUUCUGUAAAAGAGCUGCACUGGCCCAUCAGCUUGUUAAAUGCGCACAUGACUUCUUCCCAGAGCUAGCAUUAGCCCAAGCCAAGGAGCUUGAUAGGUACUUCGAAACACACAAGAAACCUGUGGGGCCAUUGCAUGGAUUGCCGAUCUCUUUGAAAGAUCAAUUACGUGUCAAGGGAACUGAAACAUGCAUGGCCUAUAUCUCUUGGCUGGGUAAGCGCGACACCAGCGAUUCGAUACUAACUGCCUUGUUGCGGAAAGCGGGUGCAGUAUUUCUAGUCAAGACGAGUGUACCGCAAACAUUAAUGGUAUGCGAGACCGUCAAUAAUAUCAUCGGUCGCACGUCAAACCCAAGAAAUCUCGACCUCUCCUGCGGCGGAAGUUCGGGAGGCGAAGGUGCCAUGAUUGCAAUGCGUGGAGGUGCCAUCGGUAUAGGAACUGAUAUCGGUGGAUCGAUUCGUGUCCCAGCUGCAUUCAAUUCUUUAUAUGGGAUCCGUCCAAGUCACGGUCGUCUGCCGUACGGUGGUAUGACGAACAGCAUGGAAGGCCAAGAGACGAUACACAGCGUCGUUGGACCCAUCGCCCAUUCUGCUCAAGAUGUCAGACUCUUCCUCCAAUCUGUCCUCAUGGAGGAACCUUGGAAGUAUGAUUCGAAAGUCAUCCCACUUCCUUGGAGGGACGCCGAGGAGAAGGCCACCCAAGGUAAAAUCGCCGAGAAGGGGCUAAACCUCGCCUUUUACGAUUUCGAUGGUGUUGUACGUCCACACCCUCCAAUUACGCGUGGCGUUGAGAUUGUCCGUGCUACGCUCGAGAAGAACGGACAUACUGUGGCCCCGUGGACACCCUACAAACAUGGGUUUGCCGUUGAUCUAGCCAACAAAAUCUACGCUGCAGAUGGAAGCACAGAUGUUUACAAGCACAUCAGCGCCUCAGGAGAACCCGCUAUUCCGAACAUCAAGGAUCUCAUGAAUCCCAACCUACCUAAGGCAGAUCUGAACGAGGCAUGGGAUGUACAGCUGCAAAAGUGGCAUUAUCAGUGCGAAUACUUAGACAAAUGGCGCGAAUGGGAGGAGCGAACGGGCAAGGAGCUCGAUGCUAUCAUCGCCCCGGUAGCGGCGACAGCUGCAGUCCGCCACAACCAAUUUCGGUACUACGGGUAUGCUACUGUUUUUAACGUGCUAGAUUUCACUAGUGUUGCUGUUCCCGUCACGUAUGCAGACAAGGCGGUGGAUCGCAAAUUGGCGGGUUAUUCGCCGAUUAGUGAUAUGGAUAAGGCGGUUUAUGCCGAGUAUGAUCCGGAGGUUUAUCAUGGCGCCCCCGUUGCCGUGCAGAUUAUCGGCAGGCGCCUUAGUGAGGAACGGACGUUGGCUAUUGCGGAGUAUAUUGGGAAGUUGUUGGGUCACUAG